Molecule: messenger RNA, 1461 nt
Organism: Rhodamnia argentea
Lineage: Eukaryota; Viridiplantae; Streptophyta; Magnoliopsida; Myrtales; Myrtaceae
Product: E3 ubiquitin-protein ligase RING1
Exons: 1
Coding region: 239-1204 (321 amino acids)
Biological process (GO): protein ubiquitination
Cellular component (GO): cytoplasm
Molecular function (GO): ubiquitin protein ligase activity
Source: RefSeq, a predicted model, not a curated record
AGAAAAUAAAUUCUAUCUCGUUGACGAAAUCGACCGGUUGACUUUGUCUUCUUCACCGCCUCAAAUCGACCUCGAAUCCGCGCUCGCCCCUCACCGUCCAGAAAGGACUCCAUCGCCGCCUCACGAGCGUCGGUCAAGCACGGCUUUCCGCGGGAUUCGAUAUGGGUAUAACAUGAGAUCCGAGUGCGGAAUUCUGUUCACUCGCUCGUAAUCGAGUGUCCCCAAUUCCAGCGCCGCCAUGUCGUUCGCUUCCCAUAGCGAUUUCGCCGCCGCCGGCGAGGACCCCGGCCGCAAAUCGUUCUUCUGCCACCAGUGCACCCAGACCGUCACCAUCGCCGUCUCCCCCUCCGCCGACCCCCUCUGCCCUCGCUGCAACGACGGCUUCCUCGAGGAGUACGAAAACCCUAGCCCUGGCCUGUCUCGGAGCCCUCCUUUCUUCGCCGAUCCUUUCUCCUCCCUCCUCCCUCUCCUGUUCCCAACCUCCUCCGCCAUUCACACCACCGCCACGGCCGCCCCCACCGCCACCGUCGACCUCCAGAACGCCGACCUCUUCUCGAACCCCUCGACCUCCCCUUCCGGUCCGUCCGAAGAACUGUUCGACCCGUUCGCCUUCUUGAUGAGCCACCUCCAGGAUCUGCAGUCCAGCGGAGCGCAAAUUCAGUUCGUGGUCGAGAGUAGUCCCUCGGAAGGCCGCGGAGGCGGCGGUUUUCGUCUUCCGGCCAAUGUUGGGGAUUACUUCAUCGGCCCAGGUUUGGAGCAGCUGAUCCAGCAGCUUGCAGAGAACGACCCGAACCGUCAUGGGACGCCGCCAGCUUCAAAGUCGGCGGUCGAGAACCUCCCGACCAUCAAAGUCUCGGAGGAGCUGCAGAAUUCCGAGAUGAACCAGUGCGCAGUCUGCCAGGACGAUUUUGAGAUGGAUAUGGAGGUCAAGCAAAUGCCUUGCAAGCAUAUCUAUCACGCAGAUUGCCUCCUGCCAUGGCUUGAGUUGCAUAACUCGUGCCCAGUUUGCCGUCACGAAUUGCCGACCGAUGAUCCUGAUUAUGAGAAUCGGAGAGGCGCGACCCAGGGGAAUGCGCAAGGAGGUGGCGGUGGCACUAGCAGUGGAGGAGGGGAGAACAGGACAUUUCGGAGGAGUUUUAGCAUAAUGUUGCCUUAUGCUUUCAGAGGUAACGACGGAUCGAACUCGGCUUCAGGUGGUGAGUGAUGUGAAUGUGGGAGGCUUCAGGUGAAUCAUUUGAGGAGGGUCGUAAUUGAAAGAUAUCUAGUGCCCUCUCUCUUCUUGCUAAACAGAUACAGUUGGAUUUUUUUUUUCUCUUGCUUGCCUUGGUGGUUUGUUCAUAGACUUGCUUAUGUACUUCUCAUAUAAGGUACAAAUCUCUAUGAUUUCUUGCUUUGACUGGUCUCUGAUGUUCUUUUAACCUGUAGCGAUCAUUUCUUGAUGAGUUUUUGUUCAUUGAUACU